AUGGGCAAACAGUUUGCGUUUGGAGUUCCAGAGAUGGGAAUCAAAAUGUUGAGCAUGAAAGCGCAGGUGGAUGUGGUCUGCUGUAAAUCAGUAGGAACUGAUCUGUCCAUGCUGGAUAUUGAGGAUUUCAUCACAGAAAUCUGUCAGCUGAAGAAAGAGGUGGCUUCACUGGAGGCAAAGCUGAGAGAAAGAGGAGACAAACUGAACAGAGAGGAUGUGGAGCAGGUUUGGGUGCGUGAGACUGAUGGGACAGAAGCUCAGGAUUCAGUCUGGAGCGUCAGAGAUCAGAGAUCCAGAGACACACAGGACUCAGAGCUCAGCCUCACUUUACUCUGUUAUACUGACGCUCAGGAUCAUGAAUCCACUGAUCAAACCUCUGACUGUAACGCUGGAGAACAGCAGAUGCUGCAGACGCCGCUGAAGAUGUGCUCCGUCAAACUGGUGGACUGCAGGAACCUGAUCGAGAAUGACAAGGGCUGUUCAUCUUCUGAUGCAGAAACAGACUUAACAUCAAAAGAGCAGCUGACGGUCAAGAGUUUCUCCUGCAGCACCUGUGGAAAAACACUGAGUUCAGUGGGUAAUUUAAAGAGACACGAGAGAAAACACACAGAACAGAAAGACUUCAGCUGUAAGAUAUGCAACAUCAGCUUUCCUACCGCAGAAGAGAGGAGACUUCAUUCAAAAGAGCACAGCGGGAAGAAGGAGUAUCACUGUGAACAGUGCGGGGAGAUUUUUUUCAUUCAUUCUAGACUAAAACUUCACUUAAAGACUCACGGUGAAAAGUCUUUCCACUGCAGCGAAUGUGACAAGUAUUUCAGCACCAAAGGAAAUCUUGUUGUUCAUAAGCGAAUCCACACGGGUGAAAGACCAUACAAGUGUCCGCACUGCAAGAAGAGCUUCAUAAAUGGAUCUCAAAUGAGGAGACAUGUGAGUGUUCACACUAAUGAGAGACCGUAUCAGUGCAGUGAAUGUGGGAAAACCUUCAGAACCUCUGACUGUCUAAAGUCACACCAGAAAAUCCAUUCUGAUGAGAAACCAGGUGAGAAACCGUUUCAGUGCAAACACUGCGACAAACGAUUCCGUAAACGAUGUGAUCUGAAUUAUCAUGAUAGGAUUCACACUGGAGAGAAACCAUAUCUGUGCUCCCACUGCGGGAAAGGCUUUGCUAAUCCGGAUUGUUUUUUAGCUCAUAAGCGAGUCCACACCGGAGAAAAACCAUAUCACUGCAGCAUUUGUGGAAAGAGUUUCAGUAGACUUAGUACUUUGCAAAACCACAAGAGGAUUCAUACUGGAGAAAGACCGUUCAAAUGCUCACAAUGUGACAAGACGUUUUCUCGAUCAGACGUCCUUAAGGUCCAUCAGCGAGUUCAUACAGGAGAGAAACCUUACUCCUGCUCCAACUGCAGCGAGAGAUUCGCUUAUUUAGGUAGUUUCCAGACCCACCAGAACAAACACGCUAAAGAACAAACUGCUCCAGAAUCAUCAGAGUGAC
Molecule: messenger RNA, 1492 nt
Organism: Carassius carassius (crucian carp)
Lineage: Eukaryota; Metazoa; Chordata; Actinopteri; Cypriniformes; Cyprinidae
Product: zinc finger protein 501-like
Exons: 4
Coding region: 1-1491 (496 amino acids)
Biological process (GO): regulation of transcription by RNA polymerase II
Cellular component (GO): nucleus
Molecular function (GO): RNA polymerase II transcription regulatory region sequence-specific DNA binding; DNA-binding transcription factor activity, RNA polymerase II-specific
Source: RefSeq, a predicted model, not a curated record